AUGACCUCCCAGCCUCUGUCGCUGGAUAAUGGCGUGGCCACUGUCUUCAAACCGCAACCGGUAGUUGUGCGAAUACAAGAGCUCUCCCUAUGUCUGUCAAGCGGAGACCGGUGCGAUGAACCCACGCAGGGAGUUGUAAAAGUGUUCGGAAAAUCGAGAGACGGUCUGAGGAAUGGUUCAAGAUCCAUGCUGGACGGACUAGGAUUGAAGAGACCAGACGAGGAUAUUGGGCAGGGUCAACAACGAACUACCCGACCCAAGCCACGGCGGAGGUCGUCGUCGUUAGGGUCACUGGAGGGUUUCAGCGUGGGCCAUGACGACUACUUCAGUCGCAGGAUUCAAUCAGCAAGCAUCUAUAAAACCAGAAGUUCCGAUGCCGCGGGGCCUUUGAUGGCGCGGUCAGAGAAAGAAAAGCACUCAGAGAUCUGUCACGAUGUCAUCAGAGAUCGUUCAACGCUGCUAGACAUUACUGCCGCUCCUAUCAAAAUCUCAGAACCAUUACCCACGCCUGGGUGGUUCUACCCGUCCCAGAUCCUUGGACAAGCGUUCAACGGACCGUGUGGGAUUGUACCGCCCCUUACGCCUCCAGAGGAUCUCGACUCUUUCAAAUGGGAGACACCGUCACAGACAGAUUCUAGUGGAGGUGCCCGCACGGUGUCAAGCUACGAAAGCGAUUCAGGGAGCCAGAGACAAAGCCAGCCUCGCACAAGUUCCACAUCUCGUCCGUCAGAGAUACGAAUGCCAGAACCGUCAAACAUGUCGCGGGACGAAUCGAGCCGGUUGAAUUGGCUUGAACGAGCUUGCCAGCAUCUUGUAUCCUCUUCGGGGGAUUCCACCAGUCAACAACAAAUUCAAAUGGUCGUCCAAGCUCUACCUUCCCAGCCAAGGUCAACCCAUAUGAGACCCAUUUACGACAGAGUGGUUGAAGACGUGCAGAACCACUUCACAUCCCCUCCAUACAUCACCAUCACACACGCAUAUUUCCAAGCAAUCAGCAUGGACGAAGUUCCAGCCUCGCCUCCCGCAACACCAAAUACCAACUAUCCGAGCGACGAUUACUUCCAGGAUCAUACUGUCUUUACGCAUGCGGCCGUUGUUCCAGCGUAUCAUUCCCAUGUGGCCACUUUCAGUGCCGUGGCUCCACGCCCAUCGAACAUUAUUGCGGCUCCUAGUAGUAUACAGAUUUCGAUUCUGGAACGGUACAUUCCGCCUACGACGCCUCGGGAAGUGGAGGACUUUUUCACGUUGAGCAGGCGGUCUUAUUUGGCGGACAGGCUAUUGGAACUAUCUUCGAAUGAUGGCUCGCUACUACUGAUCUACCCGACGAAGCUGGGCGGACAAACAUUUGCGAAUCGAUAUAUCGGACCGGUUAUCGAGCCAUUUCUGCGGCAAUUUAUCCUGCUCAACAACCUCUACACAGAUAUUGCGAUUCAAUUAGGUCGAAUGGACGCGGUCGCAAGUAUGAAGAGCUUUGAGGAGAUGCAAACCAUGCUAUUAGCCAUGUGCGAAGCUCUCAGUCAUAGAGCCCCAUCACGAGGGCUCCCAAGUCGAUACCAGAUUAUCCACGCAGAAACCGCUGAGGUGGUGCUCGACCGCACCCUGUGGAAAGAGUGGUACAUUGAGCAAGAGCAGCCGCGUCUACGACAGAACUUGGUGGAUUAUCAUAAGAGUGGCGGGCGUAUGCCAGCGAGAAGCGGUCGCAUUGAAGUGACACCCGGCAUGCUUGCAAGAGAAGUGGUUGAUGGGAUCCGCCAGAGUCGGGAGACAGCAGGAAAUGUUGGCGUCGAGGUAGCCGUGUUUGUCGUUCGACGCACGACUGUCGUGUAA
Messenger RNA from Fonsecaea nubica, 1827 nucleotides. RefSeq lists its product as hypothetical. The record is from RefSeq and is a predicted model, not a curated record. Lineage: Eukaryota; Fungi; Ascomycota; Eurotiomycetes; Chaetothyriales; Herpotrichiellaceae. The transcript is spliced from 2 exons. The coding region runs from base 1 to 1827 and encodes 608 amino acids.